Messenger RNA from Dendrobium catenatum, 734 nucleotides. RefSeq lists its product as uncharacterized. The transcript has 2 exons. Bases 62 to 472 code for a protein of 136 amino acids. NCBI's taxonomy places the organism in Eukaryota, Viridiplantae, Streptophyta, Magnoliopsida, Asparagales, Orchidaceae. The record is from RefSeq and is a predicted model, not a curated record.
AACUAGUACUUGUUUUUUUCUUUCUCCUCAGAUUGUUACUGCCUUCAGUUUGGCCGAUCACAUGAAAGAAAUGUUUUAUGCAGAACCAAGAUACCAAUCCAGGAAAGAUGACCCUGAAAUCAAGGAAUUAUUCAAUGAAAUUGAGAAAAUUAGAGCAGAUUUUAACUCGACUGAGCGGCCAAUACUAGAAAUUGAGGCUCUUGAAGAGAAACAACAUAGGCAUUCUCACAUUGCAGAGCCAAUUCCUUCACCUAAAUCGGCAAAUGAGUCUCCAAAAUCACCUAAGUUCAUCUCUAACGAGUCUUCCAAAUUAAAAUCUAUAAGUACAGAACAACAACAUGAUCCAGAAUCAGAACUCGCAAAAUUCGAAAAGGAAUUUGGAAACUUUGGAAGUGAUUUCUCUAAUGAAGAGGUUGGGGUUUGGGAAUUUGAUGAACUUGAAGAGGAACUAAGGUCUGAAGCAGAUAAAUAGUUUUGGAAUCAAAGAGAUUGAAAUCUGCGCCAUCUUCAUUCCAUUAUUUUAUGUUCUGUUUACAGUCAUGAUGUAAAAUAUGAUGGGGGCUGUUAAAUAAUAAAAAAAAAAGGAAUAUGGAGUGUAAAAAUUUGUCAAUAUCUCUUCAGCAUGUCAUGUAUUUGAUGUACCUGCUCAUGAACAAAUGUUUAUUUGUUACAAUCUUUGUAUUCGACUGAAAUCCUUGGACAGAUUUUUAUACCAAAAUGAUAAAUUUUAGUCA